This is a messenger RNA of Rhodofomes roseus, 2889 nucleotides long. Its product is annotated as Fungalysin metallopeptidase-domain-containing protein. The record is from RefSeq and is a predicted model, not a curated record. NCBI's taxonomy places the organism in Eukaryota, Fungi, Basidiomycota, Agaricomycetes, Polyporales, Fomitopsidaceae. The transcript is spliced from 4 exons. Gene Ontology annotation, molecular function: metalloendopeptidase activity; zinc ion binding. Bases 176 to 2740 code for a protein of 854 amino acids.
CCGGAAACGGAAGGGUCAGCAUCUCAACGGCUCGCGUGGCGCCACCCGCCAAGAUAAGAGCGGCACGUACGCAGCCUCAGCCCGGUUCUCCCCAACCACCACCACUCCCUCCAGCUCUCUCAGUGGGGGGUUCACAGCACACGACCGCUCGCUCACACACCGAUUCAUUCUCACCAUGCGUCGUUUACUCGUCGCUUCGGUCGCCGCGCUCGGUCUCGCUGGCGCAUUCGCCAGUCCUGGUGGCAACCACAACGACAACCAGGUUCGUCGCCGGAAGACCCUCAGCUUCGGCCCUGUACACCCACAUGCGGUCUACCGUACGGAUCCUGUCUACACGUCCAGCGGGUUCGCGGACGCGGGCAGCGACCCGGCCGAGGUUGCGCAGCACUUCGUGGAGGAGCUCAUGCACGAGACUUCACCCGCCAGUUCGUUCGUUAUCCGCAAGGAUUCGUACACGGACAAGAACACCGGCGUGAGCCAUAUCUACGUCCGUCAGUACAUGCACGGCAUUGAGGUCGCCGACGGAGACAUCAACGUCAAUGUUAAGGACGGUGUUGUAAUCUCGUAUGGUGACUCGUUCUACCGUGGUUCCGAGCCGGACCCGUUCGUGUCCGGUCUUGUGCGCGGUCUUCCGGAUGCCCACUCAGAGUACUGCGCCGACCUCUUCGAGGAGCUUGAGUCGCGCUCGGAACACGUCGAGCAGCUCUUGGAGGCACAGGAGGCUCUGGGGCUCCAGAGCGAACAGGUUACGCUCGGUAGCAAGAAUCCCGCCGCGCUCGUUGAGCAGGCGUCCGGGGACCUCCCGCUCUCUCACGAAUGGAACUGCGAGCACGUCAGCACGCCAUUCUUCAUGGCGAACCACGAUCCGUUUGCGCAGGAGUUCGGGGACCUCCCGCUCUUCUACGAAUGGAACUGCGAGCACGUCAGCACGCCAUUCUUCAUGGCGAACGACGAUGCGUUUGCGAACUCGGAGGACGCUCUGGGCGACCCGACGCGUGCCCUCCUCCAGUUCAUGAUCGCCGCGACGCCGAACAAGACGCUCGCAGAGGACCUGAUGGAGAACCCUGCUGCGCACCUUGAGAAGAUGCAGUCCACUUGGGAGACGCACUUCGUCGGCGGUCACGGGGUGAUCUCCGGCCUUGUGAGCAACGUUCCGGAUACCGUCAACCCCGUCAAGGCGAAGGCAGCGUUCAUCCAGGUGCCCAACGGCGACUCGAUGUCCCUCGAGCUCGUUUGGAAGUUCGAGGUCGAGAUGCAGGACAACUGGUACGAGGCUGCUGUCAGCGCAUCCCAGCCGCAUCGCAUCAUCUCCGUCGUCGACUGGGCGUCGGACUCGCCGAUGCCGGUUGCUCCCGUCCCGCCGAACGUCGAGAGGAACACUGGUGUUUACAACGUCUUCAGCUGGGGCAUCAACGACCCGUCCGUCGGCAACCGCUCUACGCAGAAGGAGUACUUUGACUCCCUUGCCAGCCCAAUUGGGUGGCACUCUCUGCCGUUCGCGAACGACCCGCAUUCGCUCCGUAUGAAAGUCAAGAGUGGACCCAAGGGUGAGAAGUGGCGCAACACCACGACCACCUGGGGCAACAACGUUUUCGCGCACGAGAACUGGGAGGGCCGCAACGACUGGGAGGCCAAUUACCGCCCGGAUGCCGGCGAAUCGAUGACAUUCGACUACAAGUACGUGCCCAAGAAGACGGAGAGGGAGGAUGCGCUCGACGAGGCGAAGAAGUACAUCAACACGACGGUCACGCAGCUGUUCUACACGAGCAACCUUGUGCACGACCUCUUCUACCGAUAUGGCUUCGAUGAGGUCUCGGGCAACUUCCAGCAGCACAACUUCGGCCGUGGUGGUGAGGAGAACGACGCUGUCAUUGCCAACGCUCAGGAUGGCAGUGGCUACAACAAUGCCAACUUCAUGACUCCCCCUGAUGGUCAGAACGGUCGCUGCCGCAUGUACCUUUGGAACACUGCGAACCCCUACCGUGACGGUGACCUCGAGGCCGGCAUCGUGAUCCACGAGCUUGCCCACGGUCUUAGCACGCGGUUAACGGGUGGUCCUGCCAACUCCGGCUGCCUCGGCUGGGGCGAGUCUGGCGGCAUGGGUGAGGGCUGGGGAGACUUCCUCGCCACCACCAUCCGGAGCAACGCGAACUACUCAGACUACGCGAUGGGUGCCUGGGCUGCUAAUCGCGAGACCGGCAUCCGGAAUUACAUCUACUCGCUGAACGAAACAAUCAACCCCUCGACGUACAAGACGCUCGACAAGCCCGGCUACUGGGGCGUGCACGCGAUCGGCGAGGUCUGGGCGGAGUUGCUCUGGGUCGUCUCGCAGCGCCUGAUCACCAAGCAUGGCUUCGUCGACACGCUCUUCCCCCCACUCCCGCAUGCGAACGGCACCGUGCCCGAGGGCGACUUCUACCGCCCGGCAGAGUUCACCGCCGCGGGCGAGCGCAAGCCGCUCGUCCCCAAGCACGGCAACUCGCUCAGCGUCCAGCUCGUGCUUAACGGCAUGAAGCUGCAACCGUGCAGGCCGUCGUUCUUCGACGCUCGCGACGCGAUCAUCUCGGCGGACCAGGUGUUGACCGGCGGCGAGAACUUCUGCGACCUCUGGACCGCGUUCGCGGAGCGUGGCAUGGGUCCUGAUGCGCGUGUGGACGGCCGUACGCCGUGGGGCGGAGGAGUGCGCACGAACGACUACGACGUCCCGGUGAAGUGCAAGGCGGAUGAGCCUGAGCUAUGAGCGGGUGGCGGCUGUGUCUGUGACUCCUACGUGCCGGGUGUUUGGAGACGGUGGCCCGUCUUUAGGCUCUUAGACGGGACUGUUACUCGAUAUUCCUUUGUAAUAUUAGUUCCUGUACAUCUAUGGAUAUAGACCUACUUCAUGCCUGA